CAAACAACGAUUACCAUUCCCAAUUCACUUACUCACAAGUCACAACUGAAACACUACUCAGAUGAAUUAAUGAAUUAAUUAAUUAGACUAUCGAUCGAGAUGACGGUAUUGGAAACGACGACGACGGUGGAAUCGCACUCUGUUCCCUCUCCUUCGCCUUCACCUCCUCCUCCUCCUCUUCACGAUAAUAUUGUCCACUCCGAUGAAGCUCCCGUUGAAGAAGAAGAAGAAAAGACCCAGCUUUUAACUCCUAUUCCACCUCAUGAUGAUCAUCAUUCUAAAGCCAUAGUUGUUCUUCCAAAUACUGAUCCUCCUUCUCCUUCUCCUGCAUCUGUUGUUGCUGUUGUUGAUGAUGUUGCUGUUGCGGUUGAAGAGAAACAGAAAGAAGAAGAAGAAGAAACCAAGGGUUCAACAGAUAGAGAUAUUGUUCUUGCACGAGUUUCGAAAGAGAAGAAAUUGGCCAUAGUAAAAGCUUGGGAAGAAAGUGAGAAGGCAAAGGCAGAGAACAAAGCUCUGAAGAAGAAAUCUUCCAUUGGAGCAUGGGAGGAAACCCAAAAGGCAGAAAUAGAAGCUAAGUUGAAAAAGUUAGAGGAAAAACUGGAGAGAAAAAGAGCUGGGUAUGGAGAGAAAAUGAGAAACAAGAUAGCGAUUCUCCACAAGAAAGCAGAGGAGAAGAGGGCCAAUAUUGAAGCAAACCGUGCUGAAGAUAUUCUCAAGGCUGAGGAACUGGCUGCCAAAUAUCGUGCAACUGGAACUACUCCAAAGAAAGGAUGGUUUUCUGUUACCUGAAUCCAAAUACCAUUCAUUUCUCUGCACAAACAAACAACAGCAAUAGGAUGAUGAACAACAAGUGAUCUUAUUAUGUUAUAUGUUUUUGGGUCAACAAUUCAUUUUCUGGUUACUUAAUUUGCUUCCUUUAUCGAUCCUUAUGUGCAUCUGUGCCUACAAAACAAGUGCUUCCUCUAGUAAGAGUAAGAUGAGAUCCCACUUUUAUAAAAUUAUCUCCUUUGGGUUUGGCUGAU
This is a messenger RNA of Impatiens glandulifera, 1022 nucleotides long. Its product is annotated as remorin-like. The record is from RefSeq and is a predicted model, not a curated record. The transcript is spliced from 5 exons. Bases 100 to 789 code for a protein of 229 amino acids. NCBI's taxonomy places the organism in Eukaryota, Viridiplantae, Streptophyta, Magnoliopsida, Ericales, Balsaminaceae.